Molecule: messenger RNA, 3422 nt
Organism: Austrofundulus limnaeus
Lineage: Eukaryota; Metazoa; Chordata; Actinopteri; Cyprinodontiformes; Rivulidae
Product: periostin
Biological process (GO): extracellular matrix organization; cell adhesion
Cellular component (GO): extracellular matrix
Molecular function (GO): cell adhesion molecule binding
Source: RefSeq, a predicted model, not a curated record
AUCUUCUGUGUGGGGGUUACUUGGAAGGGGUGCAAGCUUGUGCAUGUGUGUGUGUGCRYGUGUGUGUGUGUAUGAGAGAGUGUUGGAAAAGCUAAAGUGUGUCAUUGACCUUAACCUACAGAGGACUGAUUACUUGUGCAGGAUGGAUCGGCUGCUGGUGGUCACUUCAGUGGUGGUGGCACUUUGUUUCCUAGAGWGCGUGGAUUCUUCUGCUUAUGACAAGAUAGUUUCUCACAGCCGCAUACGGGCCAGGAAAGAAGGCUGUAGGAACUGGUACAAAAAAACCAUCUGUGGCAAGAAAGCUAUUGUCCUGUACGAAUGCUGUCCUGGGUACAUGAAGCUGGACGACAUGAAAGGAUGUCCUGCAGUGGCUCCCAUUGACCAUGUUUAUGGUACGUUGGGGCUUCUAAAGGCUACAACCACACAGCGAUAUGCAGACAUGUCGAAGCUGAGAGAGGAAAUUGAAGGCAAAGGCUCCUUCACCAUGUUUGCACCAAGUAAUGAUGCCUGGGAUGCGCUGGACUUUACUGUACGGGCUAAUCUGGAGGGCAACGUGAAUGUUGAGAUGUACAACUCGCUUCACUACCACAUGGUGAACCACCGACUGCUGACCACUGACAUGAAGAAUGACAUGACCUUCACUUCAAUGUACAAUGACCUUGGGCUUUACAUCAACCACUAUCCAAAUGGGGUUGUGACAGUGAACUGUGCCAGGAUCAUCAAUGCUAACMAUGUGGCCAAAAAUGGUGUGGUGCAUGUCAUCGAUCGAGUCAUCAGCUCCGUGGGCAACACCAUCAAGGACUACCUGGAAAAUGAUGAAGAACUCUCUACUUUUACUGAUUCAGCAUUCGCUUCUGGUGUGAUGGAUAGACUGGGGGAGCCUGGUCAUUAUACUUUGUUUGUUCCAACUAAUAGAGCGUUUGACAAACUGAGCCCAGGCUACAUGGAGAGUAUCACUGAGAACGUGCCUGUUAUUACAGCCUUGGUAAACAACCACUUGCUGAACAGUAUCCAGUGCGCAGAAGCGAUCAUGUCAGGAACGCUGUAUGAGACCCUAGAGGGCAGCAACAUAGAGAUCGGCUGUGAUGGUGAUAGUCUGACAGUCAAUGGUGUCAAAAUGGUGCUGAAGAAGGACAUUGUGACUUCCAAUGGUGUCAUUCACCUCAUAGACGAGGUGCUUCUUCCCAACGCAGCCAAAGACGUCAAGGAACUGAUGGGAGAUUCUCAGAGCAUGUUCAGCGACUUCAUUGGUGAAAUGGGUUUACUUUCUACUCUGAGUUCGGAGACACAGUACACCCUGCUGGCUCCUCUGAAUGCUGCCUUCACACGAGAGGUGAUGUCAGACGAGGCUCUGCUGAGACUCACUUUGGAAAACCACAUCUUAAAGCUGAAAGUCACUUUGAGUGAGCUUUACAACGGCCAGCUGCUGGAAACGAUCUCUGGCAAAAUGCUCAGAGUCUUCAUCUAUCGCAACGCUUUGUGCAUAGAAAAUGCAUGUAUGGUGCGUGGCAGUAAAGUAGGAAGCAAUGGAGCCCUCCAUCUUAUGGGCUCCCUGAUCCAGCCGGCUGAGAAAACCAUCUAUGAGCUCCUGACUGCUGAUGGGCGCUUCAAGAUUUUUUUGUCACUGAUGGAAGCAGCAGGCCUGGAGAAUUUACUAAAACAAGAAGGCUCCUACACCAUCUUUGCGCCAACUGAUGAUGCCUUUGAUGGUCUUAGUGAGGAGGACUUAGAUUUGCUUAAACAUGACGAGAACGCGUUGAAAAAUAUUCUUCUCUACCACUUCAGCAAUGGCAUCUUCAUCAAUGGGGGAUUAGAGCGAGGAGUUACCAAUCUGCUUGAAUCUUUGCAAGGCAAAAACCUGCAAGUUAAAUCUGUAAACAACUCAAUCUAUGUCAACUCAGUGGCUGUGGCAGACAAUGACCUGAUGGCUACAAAUGGUGUGAUCCAUGUGGUGGAAAAUGUGCUUUAUCCUGCUGAUCUACCUGUAGGCAGUCAAGACCUCCUGAAGCUGCUGGAGAAAAUGAUUAAAACCAUCAAGUUUAAGUUUACUUCUGGAUACAAAUAUGUUGARAUCCCGCUCACCUUCAUCAAGACAACCAUCACAACCACUCAUUAUGUUGAAGGUGGGGACACUGAAAGUAAAACAGURACCAGAGUCAUUGAAGGACAGCCAUCUGUCAUCAAGAUGACCCGGGUUAUUGAGGGACAACCGAUCAAGACCAAGGUCACCAGAGUUAUUGAGGGCCAACCAGCCAAGACCAAGGUUACCAGGGUUAUUGAAGGGCAGCCGGCCAAGACCAAGGUUACCAGGGUUAUUGAAGGACAGCCUGCCAAGACCAUGCUUACAGAGGUUAAUGAGGCGCAGCCGUCCAUUGCCAAGGUAACAAGAGUCAUUGAAGCAGAACCAUCGAUGUCAAAGGUGGUUGUUGAGGGUGAGUCUCCAGUGACCAAAGUGACAAGGGUCAUUGAAGCAAAGCCUUCCUCGACUAAAGUAACCAGGGUCAUCAGCCGAAAACCCACUGUCAGCAAGGUUACAAGAGUUAUAAGCAGUGCAGCCGCAGAUGGUGCAGAGAAAAAGAGGAUAGAAACAGGUGGAGCCACACACACCACAGGGAAAGAACCCCAGAUCAUUUCAGGCCCAGAUCUCUCAAAGUUCACCAACUUCCGUGAUAACCCAACUCUGGUCAAUGAAGAAUCAGAGAGAAUUACCAAACUCAUUCAAGCAGGAAGAGGUGGGUUUUCGGCUGCCAGGAGAGGUCCAAUUCAAGUGAGGAGAAAAGUAAGGCUGGUUAGGCGUCAACAGAAGCCAAAGGAGUGAAGGCAAAAGGGAAAAGACUUGGAGCUCCCCAUUGAGACUGACUGCGUCUCCAGUGCUCCUGGUUGAGUGCUGGUGAAUAAAAAGGCUUUGGAGAAGUAGAGACUUAUYCAAACAAUCUAGUUAUUUUAUGUCUUAAAAUCCUCUAAGCCACAAUGUGUGAAAUGCAUGGUGUUUUAUAGCUUUUGUAAUUACAAUAAAAGACCUUUCAUGUAAUUAAUGUGUGGGGAAGGCAACUACAAAACUUUGUAACGGAAUCAAUUGGGACCAAAGUGUAAGACAUCAUUAUCAAAUUAGGUUUUUACAAUGUGUCAUUCUGCAAACAAAUUUCCUAACAGACUUUUGUGUGAUUUGUUCGGUGCUUGCAUUCUGUGCAAUUGAUGCAUUUGAAAAAUAAUGACAAAGGAUGUUUUGCUAACAUUAUACUGUUCUAAAUGUCUCUAAAUUAUCAAAAAUCAAAUUUUCUUGUUGUUGUUUUUGAAAUCGUUUUAACUCUAUACAUUUUGUUUGCUGUUCAAUGUCUGCUUGWCUCAUGUACUGUAUAUAUCUAACAAGAAUUAUCAAUACUGUUUAAAGAGGUGCUAAAUAAAUGUGUAAAUACAAUCCA